AUGGCCCUAAUCUCCGCGCAAAUCCUAACCCUUAAAUCCCCUUCAACCCCCUCUCUUCCUUCUCAUUCAUCUCUCAUCGCCCCUUCCCAAUCUCCCUCUUUCUCACCUCCUAACACUCCACACUCUCCCUCCCUCUUCUGCUCCCCAAAAUCAACAACACAGUAUAGCUCCAGACGACUUGUCGUUUCCCGAGCCUCCACCAACACGUCUGCUUUGGAUUUCAGCCCCAGCAUCGGUGAGGUCCUCGGUGACGUUAGCAUUUUCACCGCUACUGGUGAUUCCGUCCAGUUCAAAGACCUCUGGGAUCUGAACGAGGGGGUGGCUGUUGUUGCACUAUUGAGGCACUUUGGAUGCCCUUGCUGUUGGGAACUUGCUUCGGCUCUAAAAGAAUCUAAAGCUAGAUUUGAUUCAGCUGGUGUGAAACUAAUUGCAGUUGGUGUUGGUAGUCCUGAUAAAGCUCGUAUACUUGCAGAAAGGUUACCAUUUCCAAUGGAUAGCCUUUAUGCUGAUCCUGAUCGCAAGGCAUACGAUGUGUUGGGGUUAUACUUUGGACUUGGUCGAACUUUCUUCAAUCCAGCUAGUGCAAAGGUGUUUUCAAGAUUUGAGGCUCUGCAGAAAGCUGUAAAAAACUAUACCAUUGAAGCCACUCCAGAUGACAGAAGUAGUGUGUUACAACAGGGAGGGAUGUUUGUCUUUAAAGGUAAGCAAUUGUUGUAUGCUCGGAAAGACGAAGGGACGGGUGAUCAUGCCCCAUUAGAUGAUGUCUUGGAUGUUUGCUGCAAAGUUCCUGUCUCCUAA
Molecule: messenger RNA, 798 nt
Organism: Prunus armeniaca (apricot)
Lineage: Eukaryota; Viridiplantae; Streptophyta; Magnoliopsida; Rosales; Rosaceae
Source: the annotation of a GenBank genome assembly